Phalacrocorax carbo (great cormorant) is the source of this 3864-nucleotide messenger RNA. Lineage: Eukaryota; Metazoa; Chordata; Aves; Suliformes; Phalacrocoracidae. The record is from RefSeq and is a predicted model, not a curated record.
GGGCCCGGCUCACGAUUUAGGCUUCCAUCAGGCCUCCCCUGCGGUAUUUCAAAAGGGCCGACCCUUUCUCUGGGUCUCGCUGCAACCCCUGCUCUCGGCGACGCGGCCGGGAGAGCGUCCGGCCGCUUGAGCUGCUCUUCCUGACAAAUUCUGCUCACCUGCCUUUGCUUCGUUUGCCUCAUUCUUUCCACCUUCCCACUAGACCGCGGCCUCCACGGUGUGUGUCCGUCCCGCUGCCUCGCGCAUCGCCUUCCCAGUGACCGGAUGACUUUUGCCACCAGACGGGCUCCUCGCUCUGAGGGCGUUCCAAUCGGCAUCCCGAAACCAGGGCUUAUUCCUUCCAGUGCCACUGGGACUGCUUCUGCAGCCUGAGGGGUGCCACAGGGAGAGGCUUCUGGCCACCCAGAACGAGCAGCCACCAGCACCAGCCCACACGCCCCGGCGCCCUACGCGCGGCCGGCCCCUGGCACGGCAUCCUUGCCUUAGGUACCUUUGCAGCCCACCCUGCGGGGCUUUCGCCGCACCGCACGGGCAGGCAGCCGCCCCUCGGGCGAGAGGAAUGCCUCUUCCCUUCCAGGCGCCUUGCUCAGAGCCCCUGGCGCCGGGGCUGGGAGCUUCUCCCCGAGAACGCCUCGGUGCCGGCCGGAGGUCCUGCGACCGCGCGGAUCCCUGGCGGGUCAGGAGCUCCUCGGUCCCCCCUGCGCCGCCAGAGCUCUCCCCGAAACCGGGACCGACCCUCCUGGGCGCGAGGCAGCGGCGAGAAGCAGGCCCUCCCUUCCCUGCAGCGCCGGGCGCAGGGGGGACGCUGCCGCCUCCCGCGCCCACCGGCUGGGCUUGGCUUUGGCAUUUAUCCAUGGCGGGUAACGCCCCGCGCCCACCCGACCCGGAGCCGGUGACGGGACCCGCCGCCCCCUUCUUCCAGCGCUCGGCAGCCUCCCUGCUUUUCUAAACAGCUCAGGCUCCGGCGCGAAUCGGAGCCAGGGCAGAGGCUCGAGGGGAGCGGGGGGGUCGGUCCUUUCCUGCCCCAACGGGGUCGGGGGUCGCCACCUGCCCCCGCCGGAAUUCCCUGUCCCCGGGUUCCUGCCGCACUCCGGGCCAGCAAGUUCCCCUGUACCCCCGGCGGCAGGUUCGUGGCCUCCCCUUAUCCCCACCCCCUCCUUUGGAGCAGGGUGUUUCCGCUGGCAGCCCUCGAAUGCCGCAGAGCUGAGAGCUCUUGAGGAAUGCCUUGCUGAUACCCUCUUGCCUGGCCCAAGCCUCACUCGCUGCCCGCAUAAACCUCUCGGGGGGUGGUUCCCCCCCGACCCUGCCCCUUCCAUAACUACCCCCAACCCCUGCGCGGUCCCAGUUCAUCCCAGAAGGAAGCGCUUGAGGUACCAAGAAGACGCCGAGAACUGGGUGAUAAAGCCUGUACUCGGGGAGGACACCUGAUUGGGGUGUUGGUAAGACCUGAAACUGGGGGUCCUUCAGGUGAGCUGUCCCCAUGAGAAGACUGAAAGUCACCCCCAAAGGGCAGGGAACCCCUGCUCUUACAACCCCCUCCCUCUCUGGGCAGGCGCGGGGCAUUUCAAGGGGGCUGCAGAGGUCAGGAGAAGGGGGGCAGGACCCAAGGAGGGAUGAGCUGGGGGAGGCGGUGGGGGCGAACGUCGGCCGUUCUUGGCACAGGGAACUGUACCGAUGCCUCGCAGUGUCUCGGGGCGGGCUGCAGCUUUGUGCAGUCACCGCCCAGCCCCGUCUUUGUCCAAAAACCCCUCGGCUUUGGGUGGCGUUUGGCGUUUUGCACAGCGGGCGAAGGAAGCUGCGUUUCAGGGUCACAGUUGCGCCCUCCCUGCGCAGGACCCGGGAGAGGAAGGAAGCGGACAAGGCUUUUGCUCUCGGUUUCAGGUCCCUUGUGGGGCUGCGCUGUUGUCUCCCCCUUCCCAGCCCCACGGCGGGGGGCAGGAGCGCAGCACCGCAGCCCACCCCCGCCAGGAGCGAUGGCUGCCUGCACCCCAGCAGGCAGGGCUGUGAAAGCGGAUGGGAAGGUGCUGGUUUCCUCACGCCCCUGCCUCCCUCGCGUCACCUCUGCCCUGGCUUGUGCUGUGAUUUUCUCCUGUGCCUUUCUCGUCCCUGAGCUGGAGGGCGCCCAGUUCAGGGUCUUGGGACCCGACCAGCCGGUCACUGCCGUCGUGGGAGAAGACGUCGUGCUGCCUUGCCGCCUGUCCCCGAGGCUGAACGCUGAGAACAUGGACGUCCUGUGGUUUUGGUCAAAGUCCCGCAUCUUCGUCCACAUCUACAGCAAUGGGCAGGACGACUACUCCUCCCAGAUGCCCCAAUACCGGGGGAGGACAGAGCUGUCAAAGGAGGGCCUCUCUGUUGGGAACGUUUCCUUGAGGAUCCUCAGCACCCGGCUGAGCGAUGAGGGACAGUACCGGUGUCGCGUCCAAGAUGGGGAUUUUGAUGAAGAAGCCUCUGUGGAGCUGCAGGUAGCAGACUCCAUUUUCCCAAAGGAAUAUCCCUGGAAGGUGGCUUUCUUCGUGACCCUGGCUGCCUGCUUCGCUUCCCUGGUUGCCUUCCCUCUUUUCAUCUCACGGCUACGAGCCCAAAGCAGAGAACUAGGGAAACGCGAUGCCGAAAUCCAGAAACAUGUCUCGGAGCUGCGGUGGAGAAACGCCUUUGUGCCGGUGGAAGAAGUGCACGUCACGCUGGACGCGGACACGGCGCACCCACUGCUCAUCCUCUCGGAUGGUGGGAAGAGCGUACGGCGUGGAAACAUGCAGCAAGAGGUGCCAGAUAACCCCGAGAGAUACAGCUACUACCACUGCGUCCUGGGCCAGGAGGGAUUCACCUCCGGGAGAUAUUUCUGGGAUGUGGAUGUGGGGAAGGAGGAAGGAGGGGAAUGGUCAUUGGGGGUGGCCAAGGAGUCCACGGAGAGGAAGGGGAAGAUCGACCUGGAUCCUCGAAACGGGAUCUGGGGUAUUGGUCACUGGAGUGGAAAGUACAGAACUCAGAGAUCCCCAAACCAGAAAAUUCUCAGCCUCACAAGGAGACCCCAGAGGAUUCGGGUUUACCUGGACACUGAGGCACAGAAGGUAGCCUUCUUCUACGCUGACAACCAAGACCUGCUCUACACCUUCCCACUGGGCCCCUUGAGUGGGGAGAGGAUCCGUCCCUGGUUCUGGGUGUACGUGUCCGCCCAACUCACCCUGAAGUCACCUCCUUCGCCCCCACCCGUCCCCAGUGAGGAGGAGCCUCUGCUCCCUUCCUGCAUCCCCCUGCCGACCCUCCCCACGGGACGACGGGCCCCGCGCACGCCGACAGCAGGACAUGACCAAGACGGGGAAAUCCAUGCUGCUGUCCACGAGCAGCCAUGAUCAAUGCCCAAGGCUCUGCCGGCUGCGUCGUGCCACCAGGGCGCCCCGAGACUCUCCCAGGGAAGCCAUGGCGGCCCCCCCACCUGAGCAGAGCUAUCCCCGCUCCUGCUGGAGCCUGCGACAAGAUGUAGCCGUGGCUAAGGCACAUUCGCCUCUCCUAAGGUGAUGUCUCCAAGCAAGGCGCUUCCGCUGAGACGCCCUUGUUCUUCUGCUACGGGCAGAGUCCGACCCAACCAGGCUGUUGGGACCCGAGGGCGUCAGAACCCCCCUGAGAUAGGGAAGAGAAACCCCCCCAGUGCCAGAACCGAGAUGAGAGUAUGGGGAGAAGGAGCCGCACAUCUCCACCCUCUUCCUCUCUACUUCACCUCCAGCCCCCAAAGCCUCAUCAAACGGGGCCAGUUGAAGGGGUGGGGGUGGUCUCUGGCCAGGCGCUCAGUUCCUGACACCUACCACCUCCCCACGCAUUCCAAUGUACUCAUAAAAUAGGCUUUUUCAAUAAAAAUUCUCUCCUCGA